ACCUGUUUCAGUUGUUUCUCAGAUUCCUCCUAGAACAGAUCUAAAAUGUCGACAAAUUACACGGACUUUACGUUUGACUUUAGCCAAUGGGAUUUUCCAGAAGACCGCAUUUGGUUGCACAAAUCAAUCGUUAAUAUUGCCUGGAAGAUUUGCGCAUUUGUGCCAUUAAUUGUUUUCGGAUUAUAUGGCAACUUUAUUCUUAUCUAUCUGAUUGCCACAACGCGAUCGCUGCGAUCACCAACUAAUUUAAUCAUAGCCAAUAUGGCGACCGCUGAUUUUUUCACCCUGCUCAUCUGCCCGAUUAUGUUCAUGAUCAACGACUUCUAUCAGAACUAUCAGCUGGGCAGCAUUGGCUGCAAGAUGGAGGGCUUCUUGGUGGUUGUAUUCUUAAUCACAGCUGUCCUAAACCUCUCGGCUGUUAGCUACGAUCGUCUGACUGCCAUCGUGCUACCGCGAGAGUCUCGUCUAACACUUCGAGGUGCUCGCAUCGUGAUCAUUUCAACUUGGCUGGCGGGAAUACUGCUUUCAUUGCCGCUGGCCAUCUACAGGAUCUACAAGGUGCGUGUGUGGCGCAACUUUACGGAAUGUUAUUGCAAGGAGAACACCAAGAUAUUGCCCAAGUAUUGGUAUGUGCUCAUCACAGUCUUAGUCUGGCUGCCUCUUGGCAUUAUGCUAAUCUGCUACACGGCCAUAUUCAUCAAGCUGGAUCGCUACGAGAAACGCGUCCUAAGUCGUGAGCAUCCGCUGACUGUGAGCUACAAACGCAGCGUAGCCAAAACCCUUUUCAUUGUGGUCAUUGUCUUUGUGGUGCUUCGCUUGCCGUUCACCAUUUUGGUGGUGCUCCGUGCCAAGUAUUACAGUACCGAGACAACGGUUGAUAAUGGCAUACAACUCUUUUCAUACAUCGCGCAGUAUCUUAUAUUUGUAAAUGCAGCCGUCAAUCCCAUUAUCUAUGGCUACAGCAAUGAGAACUUCAGGAAGGCAUACUAUCAACUAUCAUGGGUCAAAAGAAGGAAAGUGAAUCGGGAGCAUCGUUGUUUCUACUGUGAUUUCAUAAAGCGCAAGAAUGUUCAGUCAAAAACAAAUGUUGAACGGGAACCAAGAAUAGAGGUAACGGAGACGACGACAAAGGCAACUAAAAGACUAGAGCAAACAUCAUGCCAACUUUACGAAAAUUCCGAUCAUUCAUUAGAUCAGCAAAUCGAUGGAGAAGGUUUCAUUUAGGCUAUGCAAGUUUUCUUCUGUCGACAAUAAAAUACCUGGUCUGCAGUUAAU
Messenger RNA from Drosophila nasuta, 1275 nucleotides. Its product is annotated as galanin receptor type 1. Gene Ontology annotation, molecular function: G protein-coupled receptor activity. The coding region runs from base 46 to 1224 and encodes 392 amino acids. Gene Ontology annotation, cellular component: membrane. The transcript is spliced from 3 exons. The record is from RefSeq and is a predicted model, not a curated record. NCBI's taxonomy places the organism in Eukaryota, Metazoa, Arthropoda, Insecta, Diptera, Drosophilidae. Gene Ontology annotation, biological process: G protein-coupled receptor signaling pathway.